Messenger RNA from Nothobranchius furzeri (turquoise killifish), 6349 nucleotides. It is a transcript of the gene e2f1, whose product is annotated as E2F transcription factor 1. Gene Ontology annotation, biological process: regulation of transcription by RNA polymerase II; G1/S transition of mitotic cell cycle. Gene Ontology annotation, cellular component: Rb-E2F complex. The record is from RefSeq and is a predicted model, not a curated record. Gene Ontology annotation, molecular function: DNA-binding transcription factor activity, RNA polymerase II-specific; RNA polymerase II cis-regulatory region sequence-specific DNA binding; protein dimerization activity. Lineage: Eukaryota; Metazoa; Chordata; Actinopteri; Cyprinodontiformes; Nothobranchiidae.
CGCGCGAAAACCGACCAACGCUUGUUUAGAUGUAGAUCAGCUGGGACAAUAACAACAAUAACGGCUGAUAUCGGGCUCGGGUGGACACUUUCAUGAGAGAACCGCAGCCCUGUUUUGUCUGACUGCUUCCUGCAGUGCCCCAACAAAACGAGGGGACUGAAGAACUGCGGCUAAUGACUAAAGCUAACAUGCUAAUCUGCCCUACAUUUCCACACUCAACUUAGUAACUGUCAUAAGGUCUUUGUUAGCCAGACGUUUUCAUAAAUACCCAAUCAAUGAUGCUUUUGAGUCACGGCGAUGCCGUUCGACUUCUCUGUAUUUUGCUUUGUUAGCUAACUUUGAAAAGCUGAUUUAAAGUUUCCGUAGCUUAACCGUUGUCCCAGUUUCGGAUGUUUGGUGAUUGUGGUAGUUUUACAGCUGGGAACGGCUCGUUCCGCGCCUCCUUCGAGAACUUGUCCGAGGCUUUGUUGUUGAGCCAUGAGUUAGCCUGCUAGCCGUGUCGGUAGCUGUGUGUUCAGGCCGCGGCCGAACUCUGCUGACAGGAGGCACGAAAACAAAAGAUUUGCUCGCUCCGUCGCUGGCGUCCUUAUGUUUAGCGUUUAUUCAGACCCGCGGCAGGGUCUCGCGACCCUGUUUUAGGUGCUAAUCCCGCGUUAGACCCUCAUGGCGUAGAGAUAUUAUGCAAUUUAGCAAUGAUCUGUCAUUUUCCUGUUUGGCAGAACAUCCAGUUUCUCCGUUCGGUCUGAAGUUGAUUUGGCAAGUUCUGUUUAUUUAUCACUCUUUGAGUUAAACUGUAAUAAAUGUUUGUCUGUGAGGGAAACAACUUGUUCCAAUUUGGGACGUUUGAGCAUUUUUUACUCCUGCUCCACGAAUUUACAGAGAACUACAAAUGUCAGCAGGUGCUGAUGUGCUUUUAGAGUACACCAUCUUAGCCUGUGACCCCUCCCAGCACACCCACAGACUAGUGAAGGAGCACUUGGUGACCCAGUGCAAUGUCAGAGACUCUGAUAACAGGGCAGACAUCGGAGGAUCUGUUGGUUGACUUUGAGACCUUGCUGAACUCUGGGAGUAUAAAACUGGGCGAGGACCAUCAGGUAGUCAUCAUCACCAGCCCCAGCAAUGAGGGACUCCACCCUGUUGCAGCCCCAACCAGCACAGGGGAAAUCCUGCUGUUCGCCACGCCACAGGGGCCCGCUGACGUGGGGGCCCAGGACAAGAGGCGGCCAGCUCUGGGAAGACCUCCGGUAAAGAGGAAGUUGGACCUGGAUAGUGACCAUCAGUACAUCAGCACCACCCAACCUCCCACGGGUCAAGCUCCGCCUUCUACGCCUGCUCCUCCCAGAGUUCCUCGAAACGCAUCAGAGAAGUCGCGUUACGACACGUCCUUAAACCUGACCACCAAGCGCUUUCUGAACCUGCUAUCUCAGUCGGCCGACGGCGUGGUGGAUCUGAACUGGGCUUCGCAGGUUCUGGACGUCCAGAAACGGCGCAUCUAUGACAUCACAAACGUCCUGGAGGGAAUCCAGCUCAUCUCCAAGAAGUCCAAGAACAACAUCCAGUGGCUCGGCAAUCGGAUCGACGCCAACCUGGUUUCCCGGCACAAACGGCUGCAGGGGGAGGUGUGUGACCUUACGGAGGCCGAGGAGCAGCUGGAUGAGCUCAUUUCCAAAUGCACCCUGCAGCUCAGGCUGCUCACAGAGGACCCACAGAACAAGAAGCUGGGUUACGUGCGCUGCCAGGACCUGAGGAAAUCGUUCGACUCGCCGGACCAGCUGGUCAUGGUGAUCCGAGCUCCACCAGAAACCCAGAUGCAAGUUUCAGAACCCAGCCAGGGUUACGAGGUGUCGCUCAAGAGCACGCAGGGCCCGAUUGACGUCUUCCUCUGUCCAGAGGACAGCUCUGGCGUCUGCAGCCCUGUGACAGGAAGCAGUCCCUUGAAAACCAACCCAGAGUCAUCCCGAGUGCCGUCUCCAUCGCACACCGCAGAGCAGUCCAGAACGUGCACAACAGCCCAAGAUGUGGUGGCGUCAUCGCCGGCUUCCACUUCGUCCACAGUAACGGCUACAUCCCAGCAGGAAGCUUCAUCGCUGGGCGUAGGUGGCGACACGGAAUUUCUCCUUGGUGGAGACCCGUUCUCCCUCGGAGACAUCGGGGACUUUGAUCUCUCGCCCCUCUCAUCCUCGGACCUCCUGAACGGAGAGGGUCUUCCUCUUCCGUUGGACAGUUUCAUCAACCUGUCCCCCCCUCACAGCCACGAUUACCACUUCGGACUGGAGGACAACGAAGGAAUCAGUGAACUGUUUGACUGUGACUUUGGCGACUUGUCGCACGUUUUGGGGGAUAGUUGAAACGAAACACCAAGGAGGAAGUGCUUGUGCACAGGUCAUUUUGUGUUUCCACAAGAAGCUGACUGCAUUUCAUGGUUUCGUCGGACAGACGAGCUUAAUGAUUUUACCGUGGGCUUUUGGGAAAUUAUCCCUCGAAUACCCCCGAUUACGAAAUCUCCAUUUCCUUUAAUUGUACAUAACUUAUCAGCACUAGGUGGCUGUUUAAAAAAUUAGACAGACGUCAUUCAGCUUUAGUAUAGCUAUUUAAAUUAUUUAUAUAAAAUUUAUUUUGAGGUUUUGUACCAAUCCUGUUGUUUGGAUAGUGGAGGUGUUUGUGUGCAUGUGUGUGGCAUCGCAACCUUUUGGGUUGGUUUCCUUAACACUGAUUUAAUACUCCCAAAAGUUCUGUCGGUUUAUGCAGAGGAGAAACAUGUUGGAGCAGUUUCACACCCUUCUUAAAUAUUUUCCCAUCAGCAAAAAAAAAAAAAGAAAGCUUGUAAAAAGCAAAAAUAAUCACUGGAAUCCUGAAAAACUGGAGGAAUUUUGUUGUUUUGAAUUUGGCAUAAAAGGCCCAGGUUCAAGUCAAACGCCUAUAGGCUGUUUUUUAAUCAUCCAGUAAUUAGUAAGUAAAAGUAAAAUGCUGUAAAGUAAAAGUAUUUAUACUUUAGAUGCUUAAAAUCUCUUUUUUUUUUUUAUUAGGAUUCCUCCGCGUGGUUAAUGUGAAGUAAAAUCUGAAGUGUGUUUUUUUCUUUUAUCAGUGUGUGGGAAACCAGUAUGGUGUGUAUUUGAGAACAUCCUCAGGUCUUGGAGAAACUUUCUCAGACAUCGGAUCAAACUGCAUCAGACCUCAGAAAAUGGAGGAGAAAAAAAAGCAUCAGGGUUCAUUUAAAACCCCCGAUGCUUGAUUAAACGAUGUCGGGGGGGAAAAGCUCUCAAGGAAAACCGCAUUCAGACGAAAUAUCGCCAGAGGAAAUUAUCCUGCUGUCGGGUGAAGCAGACUUUGUAGAGAUGCCGUUAAGCAAAACAGACUUCGGAAAAACGCUGCCAGCCUAUACUGACUUCGGAAAAAUAUCGUCAGAUGAGUCGGAUGCUGGAAAAACGUUGUCGGACACAACAGACUUAGGAAAAAUUUCAUCAGAUGAAAAGGACCGCCUCCGUAAAGCAUCCUGCAGGUGGCAGCAAAUUUUUUUCUUCUUCAUUUAAAUGGCUGCGUUUGCUACCAAACAUCACAACAGGCAGUGGAAACGAACAAGAACAGAGGAAAAGAAAAGUCGCGGCCAAAUUGUUUACUAAGCGCGGACGUCAGUUUCAGGUUCCUGAUACUUAUCAUUGUGUCACUUCCACGACCUUCCCGCAACUUGAUACAUCUGUAGCAAACGUACAGGGAGAAGUAAUUAAAACGACUGUAGUUUAGCUAGAAACUUGCGUUCUGCCAUUGUGGCACAUUGAUGCCUUGUUUCAACAAUUUGGCUGUGAACUGACAAUGGCGCCACCUGCAGGAUGUUUUUGUUUAAGUCACUUCUACGUCUGUUUAUUUGGCUGCUUUUCUCUUGAGUCUGUUUUGUCGUACGCAAUUUUCCUGAGUCAGUAAUUUUUUUAAAAUUCUUUUAGUCUGACAGCUUUUGUCCUGAGCCUUUUUCACUUGAACUCUGGAGUAAGAUUCUCCUGAGACUCGUGUGGCGGCGGUGGUUUGCCCAAGUCAGACUAUUCUAAUGGCCUUUCUCCUGAGUAAUUUUUGACUGAGGACAUUUCUCUUUUUUUGUUGGAUGGUGUUUUUGCUUGAUUGAUGACUGUUUUCCUCAGUUUGUUUUGUCAGACAAUGUUUUGUCUGAUGACAGUUUUCCAGAGUCCGUUUUGUCGGAAAAUGUUUUGUCUGAUGACAGCUUUCCUGAGUCCGUUUUGUCGGACAAUGUUUUGUCUGAUGACAGCUUUCCUGAGUCCGUUUUGUCGGACAAUAUUUUGUCUGAUGACUGUUUUCCUGAGUCCGUUUUGUCGGAAAAUGUUUUGUCUGAUGACAGCUUUCCUGAGUCCGUUUUGUCGGACAAUGUUUUGUCUGAUGACGGUUUUCCUGAGUCUCUUUUUUUCUGAUGACGUUUGAGUCCAUUUCAUCUGAUGGCGGUUUCCCUCAGCAUGUUUUGUCUGACGAAGUUUGUCCUGAGACGUUGUUUUCUGGCUGUUGAGUCAGACGCCUGAUGGAUUUUGGAAUGGCCUCCGAUGUGCUUUUCUUUAUGGCAUGUUGUCUGAUGCCACUUGAUCUCAUGUCAGAAGAGGUUUUCCUGAGACCAGAGGACGUCCCUAAAAUUGCACCAUAAACCAAGUUUUUCAAGACUGCUGCAGUUAUGGGUAACAACUAAUACUGAUCAUGUUCACUAUUAGUUCUUUAGGCGCUUAGCCGUAGUCUCAGGUGUUUGGAGCAGAGCAAAGUCUUAAAUGCGUUUGUUUCAAUGAUGUUUUAGUGAGAUUUCUUUAGAUGGGUUUUGUCUGUAAAAGUAAGUGUUUCCAGGUGUGUUUGAAAACUUUGGCAGAGUGAGAAAAGUUCAGCAGAUGCUUUAAACCUCGCGUGAAAAAGAAUAAAACUCAGAUUGGUGAGUUUAAUGGAGCGAGUGUCGCCUUUAAGAAGGAUUAAGACUCGCCAAAGGAUUUCAGAACAGGAACGCCCUUGUUAUGUUUCAAUAUAUGCACUUCAGAUCAGCUCAGAAAAUUCUAGUUCAUGCCUUAAAUUAAUUACCUGUCAGGUAACGUGUUUUGUGUCUCGGCACCAAAUCAUCAGCUGUUUUAAAUGAAGCUUUUUUUCCCGUGGAUAUUUUCACUGCAUAUUAGCAAUUAGAUGUUUUACUUAUAAAAUGGGAAAAAAGUCCAUGUUUAAUGUUCAUAAAAAUGGUGUGUUGUCCUAAGUUAUGUAAGCUAACAUGAUUUUUUAUUUUUGUUUUUUGCUUUCUCUAAUUAUUGGAUUUUAUUGUGUGUUGGUGUGAAUGUUUUUAUAUUUAUUUGGAAGAAAAAAGGGUUGAAUUGAAAAAGGUACAAGCAAAUGUUUUCCUUUAGUAAUUCAGUGAGGGGAAGAUUUUAUUUUAAAAAAACUUAAAUAUUAAUUGGUCAAAUUUUCUUUCAGUUAUGGUUUUUUGUAUAAUAGAUGCUGCUUUUAGUGCAUUUAUAUAUAUAUAUAUAUUUUAUAUUUACCCCUUCCAAGACCGUACUGUUAAUUUUCUCUUAACCCUUUUUCUCGACUAAUGAAACCAAAAUGAAAAGGAGUUCACCGUUUAAGUCAUUUUAAAAUGUCUAAAUAAAUGUAUUCCUUAAACUUUGAUUAGCAAUUGUUUUGAGCAGAUCAAAGGUUUUCAGAACGUGUCCUCAAAUGCAUAUGAAAGAGUAAAAAAAAAGCUUUGUUUUGUUUAAAACUCUGGAAUUUUCCCCAUUUUCUAUAAGCAAAAACAAGUUUUAAAGCUUCCAACUAACUGAACUUGUUUGCUUUAAUGCGUCUUCACCCUGCAUCUGUUGUCUCCUACUGCCUUAAGCUCAAACUGUUGAUGCUUUUGUAAAUUUGUAAUGUCUUGUCCUGUUUUUGGUCCCUGCAGGACUAACUCAGUGCCUUGUUGAGGUAAAAUUCACAUUCAAACUUUUUUGCAGUGAAGGAUUCAUUGGUCUUUUUUUGGGAGGGGGGCUCAUUAAGGAAGUUUGCACCUUUUUUGUUUAAAAGAAAAAAGCAACUUACGUAAUCUGUGCUUAAUAUCCGACAAAGUGAUAUUCUCUGAAAUUCUGCAUUAGGGCUGUGUUUGAUCCAACCUCUAUAACACUAUAUUUUCAUCAUUUAUUUUUUUUCCCCAAUGAAAUUAAUUUUCCAAUAAAUACAAACAGACUCUUGGCCAGUCCCAGUGCCGUGCGUCGUUUCAUUAGAGAAUUAAGAAAUAAGAUGUUAAAACUCAGUCCUUUUUUUCCCCUCCAUAAUAAAAAGUCUGUUACCCGUUUGUAUCAAAGUGUCUUGUCAAUGCAUUCGACAUAAAUAAAAGUUAUCUAUUUUGAUUUGA